This is a messenger RNA of Solanum verrucosum, 1086 nucleotides long. Its product is annotated as putative F-box protein At1g32420. The record is from RefSeq and is a predicted model, not a curated record. Bases 1 to 1086 code for a protein of 361 amino acids. NCBI's taxonomy places the organism in Eukaryota, Viridiplantae, Streptophyta, Magnoliopsida, Solanales, Solanaceae. Gene Ontology annotation, molecular function: protein binding. The transcript has a single exon.
AUGAAACCUAAUACAAGAAAUCCUAUUUUUCCCGAAGAAAUAAUUUUCGAAAUAUUUUCAUGGCUUCCUGUCAAGUCGUUGGUGCAAUUCAGGUGCGUUUCGAAAAAAAUCUAUUCUCUUAUGUUGGAAUCAGAAUUCGUAGAUAUUCAUCACCGUCGUUCUAUGAUUCGUGAUGGUGGAACAAAAUUCCUAUUACGAAAAAUAGAAGGUUUUUACACAAUUGAGCGAAACGAAGAUGGAAAAAACUAUAAAUGGAACCCUAAUAAUCGUUAUGAUUAUGUAAUGUAUGCUAAUGGUUUAUUUUGCAUGUGGAAAGAUAAUGUGGAAACCCCUAGAAUUUGGAAUCCGAGUACAAGAGAAGUAAUACGUCUUCCCAAUCUAAGAAGAUGUGGAAGCACAAUUGAUCCUUUAAUGUAUAAUUAUUCAUUAGGUUAUGAACCCGAAGAAAAAAAAUAUAAAGUAUUGAUGACACAAGAAUUUAAGAGAGGAAGUAGGCCCACAAAAAAUUGGGUAUUCACAUUAAGUAUAGACGAAGAAUGGAGAGAGAUUGAAAGUACGGUUGAUUUUAUCCCCUCUUUUAAUCGAAGAGUUUGUGUCAACGGAGUUAUCUAUAUGCUGGAUUACAAGAUUAAUAAGGCUAUUGUUGCAUUCGAUGUUAAAGGCGAAAAGUUUAGAAUUAUCAAAUUAUGGAAGAAUUUUGGUUCUAAUAAUUUCGGGGAUUACAAUCUGAUAGAAGUGAAGGGAAAAUUAGGAGUCGUGAACAAUUCAAAGUUGUUUGGUGAAGAGAAUUUGUGGAUUUUAAGAAAUUCUCGAUGGAGGAGACAUAUCAUUCGCUUUACUCAAGAAGUUGAGUUGGGUUAUUAUACUAGUAAAGAAAUUUGCAAUUCUUGUGAUGGAGAGAUUGUAUUUAUCGUGUCAGAAUCGUAUUUUUCGGCAUUAUAUAUUUAUGAUAUUAGGAAAAAUAGUUGGAAAUAUUUGAAAAUUCAGCAGUUACCAGGAAAGGGUUGUAUUUACAAUGUUUUUUGUUUUGCAGAAAGUGUAUUCUCAUCACCAAGUUUAAGAAUUUUAAGACAUUUGGACUUGUAA